Messenger RNA from Aphidius gifuensis, 626 nucleotides. It is a transcript of the gene RpS23, whose product is annotated as 40S ribosomal protein S23. The record is from RefSeq and is a predicted model, not a curated record. Gene Ontology annotation, cellular component: cytosolic small ribosomal subunit; ribosome. Bases 122 to 553 code for a protein of 143 amino acids. The transcript is spliced from 3 exons. Gene Ontology annotation, biological process: translation. NCBI's taxonomy places the organism in Eukaryota, Metazoa, Arthropoda, Insecta, Hymenoptera, Braconidae. Gene Ontology annotation, molecular function: structural constituent of ribosome.
ACAACCAAUAGGAAUGCUCACAUACACAGCACACAUGUACACAUGAUGCUAUUCUAUAUCCACUGCGACGACUUGAUCUAUUCUUACAAAUUCUUUUCACGUCGCGAACUGAACCGACAAGAUGGGUAAACCCCGUGGAAUCAAAACUGCUAGGAAGCAUGUUAACCAUAGACGCGAGCAAAGAUGGAACGAUUUGGACUAUAAAAAAGCCCAUUUGGGAACACGCUGGAAGGCCAAUCCAUUUGGUGGUGCUUCCCAUGCUAAAGGAAUUGUCCUUGAAAAAGUUGGUGUUGAAGCUAAACAACCUAACUCUGCUAUUCGUAAAUGUGUAAGAGUUCAACUCAUUAAAAAUGGCAAAAAAAUCACAGCAUUCGUACCACGUGAUGGUUGUUUAAACAAUAUUGAAGAAAAUGACGAAGUCUUGGUUGCUGGAUUUGGUCGUAAAGGUCAUGCCGUUGGUGACAUCCCAGGUGUCCGUUUCAAGGUUGUCAAAGUUGCCAAUGUUUCAUUACUUGCACUUUACAAAGAAAAGAAAGAACGUCCAAGAUCUUAAAUAAACAAAAAAAAAAAUAAAAAUAAUGUUUGUAUUUUUUAAGACGACUUGUUAAUAAAAAUACAAAAAUUAA